Molecule: messenger RNA, 2112 nt
Organism: Suhomyces tanzawaensis NRRL Y-17324
Lineage: Eukaryota; Fungi; Ascomycota; Pichiomycetes; Serinales; Debaryomycetaceae
Gene: NOC2
Product: mRNA-binding ribosome synthesis protein
Exons: 1
Coding region: 1-2112 (703 amino acids)
Biological process (GO): ribosomal large subunit biogenesis
Cellular component (GO): nucleoplasm; Noc2p-Noc3p complex; Noc1p-Noc2p complex
Source: RefSeq, a predicted model, not a curated record
AUGGCUAAGACAUCCAAAUCCACCAAGAAGUUUCAGUCGAAACACUUGAAGCACACAUUGGAGCACCGUAAGGAGGUCCAGAAGCACAACAAGAAGUUUGCUUCCAGAAAAAAGGGAAAGACUCAAGAUGAAGAGCCAAAGAAGCCCAAGGAAGUCUUUGAAGACAUGCCAGUAGAUGAAUUUUUCGAGAGUGGAUUCGAAGUUCCAAAGGAAAAGAAGAACAAGAACAAGCCAGUCGAAGAGUCCGAGGACGAGUCUUCUUCGGACGAAGAAGAUGCCGAAGGAAUGAAGGAGACCAUGAAGGGAUUGGCUGAAAACGAUCCUGAAUUCUACAAGUACUUGAAGAACAACGACGACCAGCUUUUAGAUUUCGAGGGUAUCAACCCAUUAGAUGCCAUGGAAGACAGUGACGAAGAGGAUGCCGAAGCUGACGAGGGAGAGUUGGAAGAUGAAGACGAAAAGCCCAAGAAGGCCACCGAUUCCAAAACCACCAUAACUUUGGAACUUGUCAGAAAGUGGAAGGCUGACCUUGAAAAGCCUACUGCUAAGCAAAUCAAGACCAUCGCUAUCGCAUUCAAGGCAGCAGUCAACAUCACCAACACCAAGACCGACGAAUACAAAUAUUCCAUCACCGAUCCUAAAGCAUUUUCUGAGUUGAUGGUCCUAGCAUUGAAGCAAUUGCCCCAAGCCAUCCAAAAGUUGAUCAAGUACAAAGUCAGUCCAAGCGGAGUCAGAAGCUUGCCACAAAAGAACCAGUGGUUGUCUCAAAUUUCUAGUAUACUUAAGUCCCAAGCUGGUUGUUACAUAACCUUGUUGAAGGAUAUCACCAAUACCGAGACUGCUUCGUUGAUUUUGGCAUCGUUGCAAGAAGUUUUCCCAUACUAUAUUUCAUACAGAAGAUUGCUCAAGGAGCUUUUGAACGCAGUUACCCAAGUAUGGUCUACUUCGAGAAGUUUGGACACUCAGAUUGCCACCUUUGCUUUCUUAAAUAACGUGGCCAAAGAAUUUCCAAAGUCCGUUUUGGAAACCAUCUUGAAGUCCACCUACUCUUCGUUUGUUAAGAACUGUCUUCAAACCAACGCCCACACCAUGGCUGGUAUCAACUUCUGCAAGAACUCCGCCAGUGAAUUAUUUGGUAUCAACCCUGUUCUUUCGUACCAAAUUGGAUUUGAGUACGUCAGACAGUUGGCUAUACAUUUAAGAGGUAGUAUAAAUGCCACUACGAAGAAGACUGCCAACUCUUCGCCCAAGGAUGCCCACAAAUUGAUCUACAACUGGCAAUACUGCCACUCGUUGGACUUCUGGUCAAGAGUGUUGAGUAUCCACUGUGCUGCCACAGAGCAAGGGGCUAAGAAGGCCGAAAACUCGUUGCACCAAUUGAUCUACCCAUUGGUUCAGGUCACCUUGGGAACCAUCAGAUUAAUUCCUACUGCUCAGUUUUUCCCAUUGAGAUUCUACCUCAUCAAGUCCUUGUUGAGAAUGUCCAAGACUACUGGAGUAUACAUUCCCGUUUUCCCAUUGCUCAGUGAGAUCUUGACCUCCACCAUUUUCACCAAGCCAAUUGCUUCCAAGAAGUCUAACCUUCAAGAAUUUGAUUUCGAGCACAAUAUCAAGGUCUCUGCCGGUUAUUUGAACACCAGAACCUACCAACAAGGUUUGGAGGAGCACUUUGUUGAGUUGACCGCCGAGUUCUUCAACAUUUAUGCCAAAAGCAUUGCAUUCCCAGAGUUGGCAACUCCAUCCAUCUUGAUCCUCAGAAGAUUCACUAAGAAGUCGAAGAACAUCAAGUUCAACAAGCAGUUGCAACAAUUGGUUGAAAAAUUGAAUGCCAACUCCACUUUCAUUUUGCAGAAGAGAUCCAACGUCGAGUAUGGUCCUUCCAACAAGUCUGAAGUCGAACUGUUCUUGAAGGACUUAGAUAGUACCAAGACUCCAUUGGGUCAAUACGUCAGUGUUCAAAGACAAGUGAAGGAAGAGAAGCUCAGAUUGUUAAGAGAGGCAAUGGCUGACGAAGAAGCCGCUAGAAAGGAGCAAAAGGAACAAGAGGAUGACGAAGACGUUGAAAUGGAAGUGGAAGAGGACGAAGAUGAAGAAGAGGAGGAUGAAGAGUAA